Messenger RNA from Diuraphis noxia (Russian wheat aphid), 1272 nucleotides. Its product is annotated as mediator complex subunit 8. NCBI's taxonomy places the organism in Eukaryota, Metazoa, Arthropoda, Insecta, Hemiptera, Aphididae. The record is from RefSeq and is a predicted model, not a curated record. Gene Ontology annotation, molecular function: RNA polymerase II cis-regulatory region sequence-specific DNA binding; transcription coregulator activity. Gene Ontology annotation, cellular component: mediator complex; core mediator complex. Gene Ontology annotation, biological process: regulation of transcription by RNA polymerase II.
CGGGGAUAUAGCCACAGCUUUCUUUUUUAUUUUAAUUUGUAAUUUUAUUGUAAUUCAAAAAUAUUCAUGAAGACUUGAAACUUUUACAUACAAGAUACCUAAUAUUUUUGUAAUUAACUAUAUGCAAUGAUAUUUUGUAUUUUAGCUUUUGAUUUUUGAGGCCCCUUUAUAGCCGGAGGAAAGUGUACAUUGGGCACCUAAUAGUUUUAGCACUUGAAAACAACAAUAAUACAAUUGUUAGGGCACGUCUUGAACUAUGUUAAACGGUUUGGGCUGUUCUAACUUUUAAUUAUAGAAUUUUUAGAUGUUUCAUAAAAUGUAUACAAAAUAAAUUUUUAUACUAAGAUUUUGUUGGAUACACUACUUUAGGAUUAUAAUAAAAAAAUUGUUAUUACAAUUCUCGUACUACAAAAAAUUCAAAAAUGCAACGCGAAGACAAACAAUUGGAACUGGUGCUUGAAAAUUUCCAGAGCAAGUUGAAUGAGUUUAAAGCUCAGAUAUAUGCUCUUAUAUUCAAGUUAGAACAUGAACGAGACAAUGUCAACUGGACGACGGUGCUUGAUACUUUUGCAGUGUUCUCAACACAGUACACUGCCAUCAUGAAAUAUCUCUCUUACGAGAAACUUCCGCAGUUGCGUAACUACAGUGUGUUACCACUGAUGUUAAACCCUGAGCGCGAUGAAGAUCUUGCACGCAUCACUGAGAAUCGAGUGCCAGCCCUGUCCCACGAUAUUGUACCAGAUUUCUUACGUACCAAAACCGAACCUGAAGUUGAACACAAACUCAUGCAGGUUGAGCACAAAGCAGGUGGCUUACAAUUUGAAACAGCACAAAAACAGUUGGCAGCAUUCAACAAGGUAGUUAAUCAUGUACUGGACCUUGUUUCUAAAGCUAGAGAAGAAUGGGAAGUGGAAACUGGAGCUCGUGUUGGUAUUGGCCAAACGUCAUCAGUUGCAGACCUGCAUACACUUGUGUCCGCUGUAAGCAUGGGUAAAAAUUUAAAACCGAUGGUACCACAAGUAUCUCCUGGUGGUAUGAUGGUGCCUCCGACUGGUAGACCAGUUACUCCUAGCAUGGGACCAAAUACACCACCAAUGGGAAUGAUGCCCAAACCACCUCCUGGAAUGAAGACCAAUGUAAAGGCAGCUGGAGCACCUCAUCCAUAUAGAUGAACAGUUCUGCAAUGUUAUUCUUCUUAAUGUUGUAUAAAAUAUUUUUUCAUACCUAUGUUAAUAACUGAAACAUUUUAACAUAAAUUAAUACAACAUUGAA